Messenger RNA from Lymnaea stagnalis (great pond snail), 3491 nucleotides. The record is from the annotation of a GenBank genome assembly. NCBI's taxonomy places the organism in Eukaryota, Metazoa, Mollusca, Gastropoda, Lymnaeidae.
GGUGCUACGGCACAGCUGCCACUUCGGUAACCAAACAAAAGGAGAACGUAUCCAAGUCCUGUACAAGGAAGGCUACACGAGCUAUGCUUUGUCCCCAACCUAAAUUAAUAGUUUGCUGGCGUGUGUAAGAUUAUUCGCCGUUAGAGUUCAUUCGGUGAGGACAUGUGUUUUAAGCUAAGAAAUCGUACAAUUUGUUAUGGAUUUGGAAAACAAACUAUAAAUCAUAACUGAAUCAUGUCAGAAUAACUAGUAGCCAGGAGCCUAGCUGUUUAUUUAUGCUUUUACUGAAAUUACUUUACCACUACUUAGGACUACUGACCAUAACUAUAAUGAAUUGACUUACAUUAUUGAGUCCGUGCGUUUAAAUUUCUUCCCACUUUGCCUGUAAAGGUUAUUAUGCCUAUAGUUAUAGGCUAUCUAAGAUCUAUAUAAUUUAUAUUAUUAUUAAUAUAUGGCCAAUUUAUCAUCAGAUUCAGAUCAAUGUGUUGUCUGCUUAUAAAUUAUAAUUAUAAAUAUUAUAUAGUAUAGACAUAGUAUAAUGUAUAGGAAUUUGGCCUACUUAAAAGACUUAAAAAGUUAAUUUUUAUGAGCCUUCAUAUGAAAUGAUUUGCUUUUGUUAAUUUUAGUUAUUACAAUUUACUUUAAAAUUCAAUUUGGGCGAAUCCCCUGCCCCUUGUUUUAAACUGGAUGAUUGAUAUCCUCAAAUUAUAAUCUAAUUGACCAAUCAAUGUUACUAUGUGUUCAUUGAGUACUUUUCAAAUUAGGAGAUAGCAUGAAACCCUAAAUAUAUUUUUCUUUAAUGUAGACAUUGCAGUUUGGGUAAAAUUUCUUAUCUCAGGAUAUAGACAUGUAUAAGUUGUAUAGUUUUUAUUGUAAUAAUUUUUUUCUUAUUUCAGUGUUAUCAUAAACAAUGAACUAUCCAUUGGCACUACAUGUAGGACUUGAAGACAAUGUUCGAUUUGAAUCCACUGACCAUGGAAAAUCUGUACUUGCCGGACUACAACAUCUUAGGGAAAUGCAACAACUUUUUGAUGUUAUACUUGUCGCAGAUAGCAGGGAAUUUCCUGCUCAUAGAGUAGUUUUAGCAUCAUGUAGUGACUAUUUCAGGUCAGUGAAUUUUUAAAAACGUUUUAAUGUUAUUUAUUUGUGGUAACUGCCAUUUUUAGCCUUUCAACAACAAUCUUUUUCACGUACGUUUAUAAUUAAGCAAUUAACUCUUUUGAAUUAUUAAUUGAAUCUGUUCUCCUUUUACUGUGAUAAUGUGUGUAUAUAUAUAUAUAAAUGAUAAAAUGUAUAUACAUGUGUGUGUGUGUGUCUCAUGUAUGUGUAAUCAUAAAGUGGUCAUUAUUUGGUUUUUAACUGUUCAAUAGGGCAAUGUUCACUGAUGGCUUGCGGGAAUGUACAGAGUCACGUGUCAGCCUCAAUGGUCUAACUGCUUCCAGUAUUGCACACUUGAUUGAUUUUGCCUAUAAUUCUACCAUAAACAUAGAUUCUGGUAAGUUUUGGUCAUGAUAAUAUUGAUAAUGAGCAUUUUUGAUUAUGCAUUUUUAUAAAAACUGCUAAUAUAAUAAUUACAAUGCAAAACAUACAUACAGUGCAAUCACUGUAUUCUGUUUAUGUUGAUCUCUGCAGAUCGUGAUAUAAAUUUUAUAAUUUCUGAUAACAUGGUUAACUUUUAUCCUAAAAUAUAAAAUGACUUAAUUUAUUGACUUCCGUUAUAAUUAUUUUGUUAAUUUUAAAUGGGAUAUAUUAUUUACAAAAUAUGAAUAAUUAUUUAUAAUUAUUCCCCAAACAGACAAUGUUCUUGAUGUGCUUUCUGGUGCCACACAUGUCCAGAUUCUUCCUGUUAUCUCUGCUUGUGAGAAUUACCUGAAAGAUCACCUGACCAUUGAAAAUUGUGUCAACACUGCUAAAGUUGCAGAGCUGUUUUCACUGCGGCACCUGCAACAACAUGUAAUGAAUUUUGUGUGUCGCAACUGGGCCACAUUCUCGAUGUGUGGAGAUUUUCACCAUUUAAUGCCCCAGUUCCUGGUAUCUGUGCUGUCAUCGGGCUAUCCAGUCAACUGUAAGGAAAUUGAUGUCUUCCUGUCAGUUCUCAGCUGGUUUUCAUAUUUCCCCACAGAGCGCACCAACUAUAUUGUUGAUGUGCUACAAUGUAUAAUGUUAGAAAACAUUUCUGCUAGUGAGUUUGAAAGUAUCCUUUGCAGCAAGGAGUGGAUAGAAUUAACUGAUGGCUGUCCGAAGCUGUUUGAACACUUCCCAGCUUUAGCUAACCUGUGCAAUGACAAUACGCCAAGCCUUUCUGUUGAAGACACCAUCAUCAGUGUCACAAACUACAGCCCUAACAUCAGAUCGAAUCUUUCUGUUACCAGAAUUGAAUUGCGACAGCCUCUGUGCAAACCAUUCAAAAGGCACAAAAUUCCAGGUCUGAUUAAUUCUAGGGGCUUUCACUCUACCAUUAUCGUGGCCGGUGGCUUUCGUAAGGAAUCUGGUAUGACCAAUAAUGUUUUAUAUUUAGACAGCUGCUCUACAUCCCUUCGGCACCUAACCAAGAUACCCCAUCUGGACCAGAUCAACUUUGGGAUGGCCGUUUUUCAGAACCAACUUUACAUUGUUGGGGGCUGUUUCAAUGACCAUAUGCAAGAAAUAGCCCAUCCUUUUGGUUUUCAGUACACACCAACUACAGAUGAGUGGAUUAGCAUUGCACCAAUGCACCAAGAGCGAUGUCGGUUCUUGCUCUGUGCCACAGAGGAUAGAAUCUAUGCUAUUGGAGGAGAUCCAUUCGCAUCUGAUGUGGGCCCCGAAGAUGUUGCCCCGUGUGAAGUCUAUAACCCAAAAACAAACAAAUGGAGGUACAUCAGUUCUCUACCCGGCAACCGCUCUCAACUGGCUGGCACCAGCUUGGGGAAACAUGUGCUUGUCUCCGGGGGAAUUCAAGAAAAUGAGGAGAAGGUAUUCCAAGAUUUUUAUCAGUAUGAUCCGCGUACUGAUAGGUGGAGCAGGAAAGCAGAUCUCUUAACAGCCAGGGCAGAUCACUCCAUGUUUGUGUGGGAGGAGAAAGUCUACGUCAUAGGAGGCUGGCACCUGGACUCUCAGACCAAUCAGAGGAUCAUGGCCACAAGUAUUGACUCUUAUGAUUUCAGCACAGACUCCUGGGAGGUGAUCGGCUCCUUGAACAGGGUGCGUACAUAUGGAACAUACACGUUAGAUAAAGACUCUAUUUACGCUAUUGGUGGCUGGUGUGGAGGAGACCAUUCGCAAAAAUGUCGAACCAUCGACACUUUUAAUCUACCAUUUCAGACAUGGGCACAAGGACGGGAGCAGAAUAUUGCUCUCUGGGAACAUGGUUCAUGUUCCUUGUACUUGCCAAAAUUUGUCCCGACAUCCAGUUAAUGUCAGUCAUACAAGUUGGACUAUUUGGGGGUUAUUUAAAUUAAUUUAAUAUUUAUGGGCGUUUAUAAAUGCAAGGACUUUUUUUUUUAUCAAUGCCA